AUUUUCAUCUCACUUCCUCGUGUCAAAAAAUGAGUGGAAAUGUUCCCGACUCAUAUGCCACGUCAGCAACCUCCCCCGCUGAAUCACACUAGCAAAGCACCCACUGAUGCUAAGGCUUGUCAUCCUCUGUUUCUUUCCCAUCCAAUCACUCUACAACAAACGAAAUCUGCAAAAAACUCCAUUCUUCAUGGUGGUUGAAGCCUUUUCUUCAUUUCUUUAAGAGCCCAGAUUUUUUUUCUUGACAAGAAUGGAGGGCCUAAAUGCAGCUGGUUUGACCCCAAUAUCGGUUCUUUCUAUUAAAAGAACAAAACCCAGAAAACUUUUAUGCCACCUUGCCGAUUCUUCAUCAGUCAAAUUCUCAAAUUCUGCUUCUUUAAGCACCACCCCACAUACUAUUCAAGAUUGCUUAUCAAGCACUUUUCAUGGGAGUCUGUUGCUCUUAUCUUCAGUCCUUAGUACUGAUCUAGUUAAAGCUUUAACAUACGAGGAAGCACUACAACAGUCAACAAGCACCGCCUCUUCUGAUUUUGACGCCAGUGGAGUUCUUGAUAAUGUUAUCAGUUUCGCUACUGAAAACCCUGCUGCAAUAGCAGGUGGAGCUGCAUUUUUGGCAGUUCCGUUGGUUUUGUCUCGGAUUCUAAAGAAACCCAAGCCAUGGGGUGUUGUGUCUGCAGCAAAAGCUUAUGCAGCACUGGGAGAUGAUGCAAAUGCUCAGUUGAUUGAUAUAAGAGCGCCAGUGGAGUUGAGAACAGUGGGUACUCCUGAUAUCAGAGGUUUCAAAAAGAGGCCAGUGUCAGUUUUUUACAAAGGUGAAGAUAAGCCAGGUUUCUUGAAGAAGCUGUCUUUGAAGUUUAAGGAACCAGAAAAUACUACAUUGUUCAUUCUAGAUAAAUUCGAUGGGAACUCUGAACUGGUUGCAGAGUUGGUAACUUUCAAUGGAUUUAAAGCUGCUUAUGCUAUAAAAGAUGGUGCAGAAGGACCACAGGGAUGGCUGAAUAAUAGUCUUCCUUGGAAAGUUCCAAGUAAAGGGUGGAGUUUUGAUCUUAGCAGUUUAAUAGAUAUUCUCAGCGGUGCACUUGGCGAUGCCUCUGGUGCCUUGCCUCUGAUCAUUGGGAUUGCAGCAGCAGUUGGCUUAGGUGUAUUAGUAUUUUCACAAGUAGAUAAAAUUCUCCAAUUGCUAGGCUUGGCUGCACUUGUUCAGUUGGCAGCUAAACUACUGUUUGCAGAGGAACGAGAGAAAACUCUGCAGCAGGUCGAGGAAUUAUUGAACACCAAGGUUGCCCCUGGAGAGCUUGUUGAUGAUGUAAAGCUAAUUGGGAAGGCUUUCCUGCCACCGGUUGGGUCAAGUAAGGCUCUCCCUCCGCCAGUGGAACCAAGUUCCGAAGCUGCUGCUGAUAGUACUGUACUGAAGGCAGAACCUGCUUCAGAGCCAGCUUCCCAAAAAGAUUCAGUAUCAGUUUCCGGGUUUCAAAGGCCCCUUUCGCCAUAUGCAUCAUAUCCAGAUUUGAAGCCCCCAACAUCUCCUACUCCAUCACAGCCCUGAAGUUAUAGUUGCAUUGAAGUCUUCAGGCGUGUUUCUAAAAGAAAUAACUGAUUUUGCCGAUUCCUGGGCUAUUUCAUGAGUGGUUCAAUCUGUGCUCUUGAUUGGUAAAAUUCUCCAGCUUUCCAUGACAUUCAAACGAUUGAUCCAAGGAUAUGAUUUGGGGUCUUCCAGCCAGUAAGACUACGUUUCUUUUAGCUCUUCAGAGCCGAUCUUUCGUAGAAUUAGUUCAUGAUUUAACAGUAAAACUAUCUUUAUAAGCAGUUCGAUUUGAUUCAGUUUAUGGAGUUUGUAGUCAUGCAUUGUCUAAAACCCAUAUGUAAAUUUUAUUGGGAUGGUGGCAAAUGGAGAAACACUUAUCAAGAUUUAGUACAUAAUGUUUGUGCGACUCUGUGAAAUUAUAAAUUUCAGUAUUAUUUUA
Molecule: messenger RNA, 1961 nt
Organism: Manihot esculenta (cassava)
Lineage: Eukaryota; Viridiplantae; Streptophyta; Magnoliopsida; Malpighiales; Euphorbiaceae
Product: rhodanese-like domain-containing protein 4, chloroplastic
Exons: 8
Coding region: 248-1543 (431 amino acids)
Source: RefSeq, a predicted model, not a curated record